Messenger RNA from Rhodamnia argentea, 1469 nucleotides. RefSeq names its product NADPH-dependent aldo-keto reductase, chloroplastic-like. Bases 1 to 1230 code for a protein of 409 amino acids. The transcript is spliced from 8 exons. NCBI's taxonomy places the organism in Eukaryota, Viridiplantae, Streptophyta, Magnoliopsida, Myrtales, Myrtaceae. The record is from RefSeq and is a predicted model, not a curated record. Gene Ontology annotation, cellular component: cytosol. Gene Ontology annotation, molecular function: aldose reductase (NADPH) activity.
AUGGAGGGUCUCAUUCCGUUCGUGUAUAGGGUCGUGGUGGAAUACAAGAAUGGGAAGCAAGGGCCGCUCGGGGCGUUGUUCAAUGAGUCCCCUUCGGCUUCGUACGCCAGGCUCCCCUGCGAUUCGGGCUGGACUCAGAUCUCGGACCUCCAGCUUCUUCUCGGCGACGUGCGCAACAAAUCUCCCGCCUUCAGCUCCUCCCAAGUUUUAGCAUUGCGUCGAUUCAAGCCGCGACUGCUACUACCGCUGCGUACCCUGCAACCACCAAACGGCAUGGCGAAAGAAAACGAACCCGGGUGUCUGUGCUUCGACCUCAACACGGGAGCUAAGAUCCCAUCGGUCGGGCUCGGGACCUGGAAGGCUCCUCCCGGCGUUGUCGGCCAGGCCGUCGUUGAGGCCGUCAAGGCCGGUUACAGGCACAUCGACUGCGCCCGAGUUUACGACAAUGAGAAAGAGGUAGGCGUGGCUUUGAAUGAGCUAUUUUCCUCAGGAGUUGUAGCUCGAAAUGAGAUGUUUAUCACAUCCAAGUUGUGGUGCAGCGACCAUUCGCCCGAUGAUGUUUCCAAGGCUCUAACUACGAGCUUACAAGACCUGCAACUCGACUACGUUGAUUUAUAUCUUAUUCAUUGGCCUGUGCGGACGAAAUCCGGUACUCGGGGCUUUGCCCCAGAAGACAUGCUUCCGUUAUGCCUUCCCGAGACAUGGACGGCCAUGGAAGGGUUGUAUGCAUCAGGUCAGGCUCGUGCAAUCGGAGUCAGCAACUUCUCAACUAAAAAGCUGCAGGAUCUCCUCAAAUACGUGAAAGUGCCUCCAGCCGUGAAUCAGGUCGAAUGCCACCCUGUUUGGCAGCAACCAGCGCUCCACAACUUGUGCAAAUCCACUGGUGUCCAUCUCUCGGCUUAUUCCCCUUUGGGAUCUCCAGGGUCAUGGGUGAAGGGGGAGAUCCUGAAGGAGCCAGUUCUGGUUGAAAUUGCAAAGAAACUCAAUAAAUCGCCUGCCCAAGUAGCUCUGCGCUGGGGUAUUCAGAUGGGUCACAGCGUCCUCCCUAAAAGUGUAAACGCGUCCAGGAUUAGCGAGAACUUCGAUUUGUUCAGUUGGAGCAUCCCUCCUGAGCUCUUCGCAACAUUCUCUGGACUCCGCCAGCAAAGGCUUCUCCAAGGGAACUUUGCGGUCCAUGAGACAUGUAGUCCUUAUAAAAGCCUGAAUGAAUUGUGGGAUGGCGAAAUAUGAGAGAAUUCAGAUUUCCCUUGGUAUGAUGCCGCUGAAGAGGGAAAUGAUUGCUCCGUUUCUUUUUCUUCUUUCAAAAGCAUGUUAGCAUUUUGAAAAGAGCGUGGUUUGCUCUGUUUCAUUUUUUUUUUCCUGGAUAAAUAUCAGUCUAGGUUUGCUACCUACAAUUUGGCUCUGCUAGAAGUGAACUUAGGCUUGUCAUGGUGAAUCAAUUGCCGAAUAGUAAGAUCUUUAACAUUGCU